Messenger RNA from Nematostella vectensis (starlet sea anemone), 3473 nucleotides. RefSeq names its product disks large-associated protein 5. Bases 201 to 3062 code for a protein of 953 amino acids. Gene Ontology annotation, biological process: signaling. The record is from RefSeq and is a predicted model, not a curated record. Lineage: Eukaryota; Metazoa; Cnidaria; Anthozoa; Actiniaria; Edwardsiidae. The transcript has 13 exons.
UUUGAAUGACCCAAUCAUUUUUCAAGUAUCGUUUGGCGCUCACUGUUCGAAAUCUAAGCAAAGCAAGGAAAGAAAGUUGUUACGAUAGUGGUAGCAUUUUUGCUCUAAAUUUUUAUAUUUUUAAAGUCAAUGUGAUAGAUUUUAUUUUGUUUAACCGUUUAGAAACUUCGCUUACAAGAUUUUGAUUUUUUUGCGUCGCAAUGGAGGAAAAAGUGGCACGUAAAAAGUACAACCAUAACCAUGCCUCGAAUUGCAAGGGUGGCGAGAAAAUGGGUCUCAGCAAUCGGUUCGUACGAGCCAUAAAAGCGGGUGAAGUGAGGAAGAAAACUAGAUUGGAUGAGUUUUCAAAGAGAAGAAUGAUGCCUCUUGGAGAAAUCAAUAAACACGACAACACGUUGGAGGAAUCGACACAUCAAGAAAUGAAACCGAAGAAAAGUGGAGAAGGAGAUGCACCGGCAGCUUCAAGAAAGGAGCGGCUACAAAAAUGGCUUGAAGAACGUGAGAUGAAACGCAAAGCCGAGGCUGCAACUAAAACAAAGAAAGCAUUUGUUGUAAGGCACAUAGUGCAUGAUGAUACCAAAGUGUUAAACAAAGCUCAAAAGACAACCAAGAUGAAACCUUCAAAAGAAAAUGUGCCUACAAGGCGCGUCACCCGUGCCUCUGCCAGACUGGCCAGCAAACAAGAAAACAUCCUGACAAAUAAGAAACUAGCAAAAGAGAAGAUUGAAAGAAAAGAAAAUACUUUGCCUGGAGAUAAAAAAGCAGUGAAAUCUAACAAUGGCUCUACAAAGCUUGCAAACAAACAGGAAAAUAUAGGGCCAAAUAAGACCAAGCCAGAUGCGAAAACACCCGCCAAUGCCAAUAAACCAGGAAAAGAAAUAACCAAACAGACUAAGACACUGGAGGAAUCAGAAAUAGGUACAGAUAUAAGGGCUUCAGUGAAAGAGAAGGAAAAGAACAGAGAUAAAACUCAAAGCAUUGAUUGUUCAUCUAUAGCACCUGACAAUUUUACCUUCACUGCUCCUACAGGCGUAAGCUCAUUCCUCCAUUUAUCCCAGAACUUUAAGUUCAAACCCUUGAGUCCUUCAAGUGCAGAGGGGUUCUUCUCAGGGAUAGCUUGCCCUUCUCCUGAAAACCCCCGUGAGCUGAUUACCAAGGAGAACUUUGCAUUGGGUGGCACAGACUGGGUGAGCAAGCAAGCUGAAGCUGAGGCUGCCAACAAGGGAAUUUCCACAGAUACCAGUGAUAUUCCUAUGGAGACUGUUCAAACUACUGAAACAGCUCAAGACGCAAAAGAAGAGACUGAACCAGAAAAGGGAAGCUUGUAUUUUAGGAUGCUAGUAACAUCUGAAACAGACAAGCUGAACAAGCUUUGUGCAUGUUGGGACAAAGUUUUGGAAGAGGAGGAGGAGUUGUCGGAUGAGGUGACUGGUAGUAUCCGAACAGCCGUUGGUCAGGCACAGCUGCUUAUUAGCCAGCGUUUCAAGCAGUUUUCUGGGCUUAUUGAUCUCAGCGAAGAUCCAACAGCCAAAAAGAAAGCUACGCCUUCAGACCUGCAAGGGUUCUGGGACAUGAUUUACUUCCAGGUUGAAGAUGUCUACAACAAGAUGGAGGCUUUGGAAAAGAGGAGGCAGAAUAACUGGAUUGAGGAAGCAAAGCCAGUAAAAAAGAAACUCAAAAGAGUCAAGCCUAAGGUAGCCAAACCAGAUGAGGCCAAGGCAGCAGCACAUGCAAAGUCUGCAGUUCAGGAGAUGAGGGCUAAAAUGAGAGCCAAGAUGGCAGAAAACAAAAGGAAAGCAAUGGAAUCUCAAAAAGAGGACUGCUCUUUCAUCACUAUCCUGACUCCUGUUAAAAAUAAAGCUACAGCCAAUGCAGUUGUGUUGACUCCUGUGCGCCGAUCAGUUAGGAACACGCCCCUAAACAGGGUGGCCAUGUCUAAUGCCGUGCCAGUGGUGACCACGCCCAAGCUCAGCAGCACCUCACCAGGACUCCGUCUCACCCCUGAUGCCAGCAGCACCCUGGUCAGCACCCUGGUCCCAAUAGAGCCAGACAUGGCUGCUUCCCAGGAAGACAAAGCUAAGGCUGUAACCAAGGACACGCCCUGUGCCAUGGAUGUUGAAGGGACCUCCAGUGAGGAAAGCACCUCUGAUAAUGUGUCUGACGAAAGCAUGCCGACCACCGCCGGGAAGCGAAGCGCGCUAAGAAAGCCUGUGGGGAAAAGAACCAGAAAAUCCUCCCGAGUUAGUUUUCAGACGCCGAGAGCAAUCCCUGAGUCUAUAGCGGGUGGUACCCCCGGCCCUCUCGCCACACCUGGCGUGACAACAAAGUCACGCAAUGCACUGACGCCCGUCGCCGUCUCCAUUGACAUGUCAGAGGAUAUUGAGGGGACCCCUGUCGAACCUAAGGGUACCCCCCUUAGGCGUUCGUCACGAAAACGCCAACUGACCCCGUAUCACUCUGGGAAGGGCAAAAGUCGACUUGGCGAGGACCAUGCUGAAGAGUUGGUACCCGCAAAGCAAGCCGGUGCGCCUGCCCGUUACCCUGUCAACAGUGUGAGUGACAGCGACGACGAGGGAGCACGUGGGAAAGCGCUGUUGGGAUCCACGGGACGAAGCGCCAAGAAAGAGGACAACAUAUUUUUGCCGGAAAAGUACCUGAUGCCGUCCUCGACUGUUCAAAAGCCCAGCUUGUGGCUAGAUGACAGUCUCGAAAGCCACGAGACUUCGAGCACACAAACCCUCACUCCGCGCGUCAACCUCGUAAAGCACGCGCAUGACACAUGUGCAGUCACGCCUUCCGAGCAAAAAACACCAAUGAAAACCACGCUUUUCGUCUCACCCCAGUCCCCUUCCCAGGCCGACCCGGCCCUAAUUACCGUCACGCCUGUGGAAAAGAGAAUAACGCGAAGUCACGUGACGCCUCUGCUGGGGGCGCUGUCUCUCGGUACGACGCCCGACUCCGCCUCUGCGACUAGAUGUGACUCGGUGUUCUUUGCCCCGUCUGACAGCGGUGCAAAACCUGUGCUGGAUAAUUUGAUUUGCUUCUCACCACUUCUGGAGUAAGUUCGACAGAUGGCUUGGAUGGCUAAGAUGACCUAAAUAGAGUUUCACAUACCUUUGAUAUAAUCAUGUUAAUAGGAUAAUAAAAAAGCGUUCAGUUUUAUAGAGAGAUUAUGGUACGUCGAGUUUAUCCAAAAUUGUAUUUCUUAUCUUAAGAUUGUAUUCAGAUUGAUAAUUAUAUGUAUUCUACUUGAUAGUUCGUAAUUUAGACCCGAUUCAUAAGUCGCGCUUCUGCCGUACCGGGGUCUGUUACACAAAUCAUAACACCGUUCAUGUGCCCAAAUUUCCAUAUGAUUAGAUUCGGUAGCAGAAUUGCGACGUACAUGAAUCAGAACUCUAUUGGCUUGGCAUGUAAAGUUAAAUCGAUAAUGGAACUGUAAAUAAUGGGAAAAUACAAUGUUGUGCUGAGCCUUU